AUGGCUAUCAAGCAACCACAAAUCCAACGAAUCGACCGCGCCCACCAAGAGGCCAUCAUCCAAGCCAUCAUACAAGAUGGCUGCUGUAUUAUACAGAACUUCACGGACGUGGAAACAGUCCAAAAAGUCAAUGCGGAGGCAAAACCAUACCUUGACGCAGACAAACCUUGGAAAGGAGAGCUAUUCCCUCCUGAAACACGCCGUUGCGCCAACCUCGCCGGCCGAAGCCAAACAGCCCGCGAAAACUGGCUCGUCGACCCACUCGUCCGCGCCUUGACGGCCAAAUUCGUCGAUAAGACCACAUCGAACUUCUACGGAGAAACCAAACAUACGUAUACAAGUGAAGCCGUGUGCACCAUCGCAAUGACCUUUGACAUCGGCCCAGGGGCCAAAGCCCAGCGACUCCAUCGCGACGACAAGAACUACCACGUCGACCACGAAGAUCAAACUGCGACCGGGUAUCGCGUGGGGUCAGAUGUUGAAAUGGCCUUCAUGGUCCCCGGAGUAAAGACCACCGUGGACAACGGCGCCACACUGGCGAUCCCAGGCAGUCAUUUGUGGGGAGGCGACCGUGCACCGCUACUGCAUGAAGCUAGACCGGCAACGAUGGAGGUGACAGAUUGCUGGGUGAUGCUCGGGGGAUUGUACCAUGCGGGAGGAGCGAAUGUCACAGAAGCUGAGCGGAGGAUUGUCCAUGGGAUGUUCUUCACGCGUGGGUUCUAUCGGCAGGAGGAGAACGCUUAUUUGGCUAAUCGUCCGGAGGAGGUCCUUAAGUGGUCGCCUGCAGCGCAGAAGGUCAUGGGGUUCGAGCUGUCGAGUCCGAAUAUUGGAUUUGUGGAAUUCCAGACUCCGUUGCAGUACUUACGGGGCGAAGAAGCUCACGAAUUUGGGGAUUUUGAUCCUUCCCAAGAGAAGGAUUAG
This is a messenger RNA of Penicillium chermesinum, 921 nucleotides long. RefSeq names its product phytanoyl-CoA dioxygenase family protein. The transcript is spliced from 2 exons. The record is from RefSeq and is a predicted model, not a curated record. Lineage: Eukaryota; Fungi; Ascomycota; Eurotiomycetes; Eurotiales; Aspergillaceae. The coding region runs from base 1 to 921 and encodes 306 amino acids.